AUGAAAUUUGAAGAUCGCAUAUUGAAUAAAUCAGUUCCUGAAUGGAAGUUUUAUAAUAUCAACUAUGAAAAGCUAAAACUAGUGAUUAAAAAAGUGACUACCUAUGAUCGUCACAAUUUGAAGGAUACAAAUAUUGAGAAGCUGUUAUGUCAAUGUACUGUGGCUUUUAAUUGUGAAUUCCAAAAUGUCAAUUUGUUUGUAUCUCUAAAAAUUAAAGAAAUAUCAACACGUAUUCUUUCUAUUGAAUCUUCCAUAAUUGAUUUUUCUAAGAGUUUGAAUAAAAAUUCCAGGAGCCGCUUCAAUUUGCGUAAACUGAAAAUUAUUAAUGCUCAUGUAGACGAUUGUAACUUUGAAUUACAGUUAUUAUCAAGAUUCUUGAUAGUACAGAGGAUCGCCUUGAGAAAGCUGUUCAAGAAAUUGCUAAAUGAGUUUCCUCAAAAGAAGGAAAAUCCUUCAUUGGCAACUGAGUAUAUUGCCUCGAUAAGAAACUCAGAAAAUUUAAGAAAAGGGCACGAAGGCGUAUCGUUCAUGAACCUCGAUUUAGAUCCAUAUCUUUUGGAAGUGUCGCUGAUCGUCGAUGUUUUACACGAUUUAGAGAAUAAACUCGAAGGUGUAAAUGACUCAGUGGAAGGGCUAAGUCCCAUCAACCGCCCAGGCGAAUCCAUUCAUACUAAUUCAAGUCCAGAAGCAAGCAAUUCCAUUUCGUCGACUUCUCCGAGGUCAAUCCCGUUACUAUCAAAAAACAAAAGCUCCAAAAUGGUCGAUUCCUCGGUAGAGUUUGAUACUGCACUUAUAGACAAAUCUGAAACUCUAGGAAGGUUUUUGAUAUCGUCUGAAGAUGUAGAGGGGCUAAAGUUCAUGUUGUUGAAUUUAGGAUUCAGAAUAAUAGACGACAGUAUUAUUUCCACCUCGAGAGAGAUCUUGGAUACUACUGACAACAUCCGUUCGAUGGACAACAAAUCCGUAAGAUCAGCGAAAUCAUUUAACGAUCUGCAGCAUUCUAUGUCCCGGCAUAGACAAAAGGGCAUACUGCCUUCUGCGGUGCAGCCUAAUGAGACACAUAUCUCCCUCAGUAUACUAGAGACUAAAGGCAACAAACGUAAUCCUGUAUUAUUAACUGACGAAAAUAUUAACCAGCACCCAAAUAUAAUAAUCAGCUCCACUGCCGAAGAUAACUGUAUUCUAAUGUGUCACGUUGGCGGCUUAAGAAAUCACGUUGUCUCGAACAAUUUGCUUUUAAAGGAUGUGGAACAUAUAUUUUCAGCCUUGAAAGACACUAACAACAAAGAGAACAUCAGUGAAUUUAUAAACUCUCUGAACCCGUCCUCAAUCAAUAAACUGUCUUUGGAGUGGAUUCAAUCUCAUCGGCUAGGGACUAUUGAACCCAAAAUUGAUUUUAAAAGAACAAGAUUCAAAUCAAUAGAGAACGGAAGUAUAUAUUUGAUAGCACUAGACGAAUGUAUUACAAUAGGUAACGUAUCCACAUUACCUUUUCCAAUUUUAGAGGUGAAAAAGUUGGGUCAGUCUAACAAUUUUUCACAGGAGUCAAACAACGAGGACAAUAGCUUUAAACAGUUGAUAAAAUCCUUUGUUACAAAUGAGUUUCAAUGCAGUUUAAUUCCACCUGAUUUAACCACAUGGAAAUUGUGUCUGGAAUUAGUAGAUUCAAACGAUUUACAGAAUGAUUUGUUUCAACUAUUACUAAGAGACCAAUAUAAAUUAAGUCCUGAUGAUUCUUUAUCACCAGAUGAAUUUUUCCAGCUAGGGAAAGAUCACCUAGAGGAAGAAUUUGACUUGAACAUCUCCACAAGCGUUUCUCGGAGAAGUGAUGGCAGUGAUAAAAAAGUUAAAACCACUGACAAGCCAAAGGAACCCCUUAAAGAAAUUAAAAAAAAACCAAUCAGGUAUUGGAAUGAAUUUGACGAACAAGAGGAAGAUAAUUUAGAUAACACGUUUUAUAUCAAUACUAACGGAGGCAAUGGUACAUCGGAUGAUGAAGAGUCUUUGCUUUUAAGAAGCUCGCCAACCGACUAUGGAUUUAUUUUGUUUAGUAGGAGUUUCAUAAACCAUACUUACGAGUUUUGUGAAAAGCUGAGAAAUUUAAUUCGUCAUGACAAGAGGGCACCGUUGCCAGUUCCGUUUAAUAGUUCCAAAAGGCCUCAGCACCCCACUCACUAUGGUUCGAUGGCAUCAUUGAGUUCACAGUCAACAAUAACAUCAUAUGAUGAUGUUCAAAGAUAUUUGCAAUACCAACAACAAGAUAUAGAAGACUCUCAAUCUGUCUAUGAAUAUCGGCAUGAUGAGGUGAUUACAUUCCUAUACUUGUCCGCACUACUUACUUCUUGCAUUAUGGCAAGUGUAUGCCUAGGUAUUGUUUUGUCUUUGUUUCGUGGACAAAAUAACAAUGAAAUAGAUUUAGAAGUUCAAAAUAUCCUCAUAGCCAUUAUCAUUAUAUCAUUAUUGGUUUCCCUUCUUUUGAUCUGCGCUUGUCUGCUAUUGUUAUUCAGUAGGUUCACUUUGGCACCUAUCUGGCAUUAUAUUAGCUGUUUCAUAAUGUUUUUCACGGUAACUGGGACUGUAUGCUAUGGCAUGGUUGAAAUAUUCUUUUAA
Messenger RNA from Saccharomyces eubayanus, 2610 nucleotides. RefSeq names its product Vtc5p (gene VTC5). The record is from RefSeq and is a predicted model, not a curated record. Gene Ontology annotation, biological process: polyphosphate metabolic process; vacuolar transport; microautophagy. The coding region runs from base 1 to 2610 and encodes 869 amino acids. Lineage: Eukaryota; Fungi; Ascomycota; Saccharomycetes; Saccharomycetales; Saccharomycetaceae. The transcript has a single exon. Gene Ontology annotation, cellular component: vacuolar transporter chaperone complex; fungal-type vacuole membrane.